GCAGCUUUCCACACACGUCUGAACAGAAAAGCAGCAGACGGACGACCUCAUCUUCAGCUCGGAGAUGGAAAAGCGAAGCGCCCCGGCUGUCAGCUGCUACUGACGGAGGGAGACUUGCUGCAGCCCGUUAAAGACCCGUUUGGACGGACGGUUACGCGCACGGUGGAGAUUCGACUCGAGUUUUCAGCUCUCAGAACCCUGGACCCGUCUACUCCGAUCCGUUCCUCUUGAGCGAGAAACCAGCCGGCUUCUUCUGUGGACGUUAGAUUCACCCGGUGAAGGUCCGACAAAGGGAUGAGUAAAACUGCGCAGCGGUGUAGGUUUGCGCUCGAGAUUCUCCAACGAACACGAUUCACGUGCGAACGUUUGUCCCUUCCCAUGUUGCCUGAUUCCUAACCUCCAGUUCCUGAUUUCUAACCUCCAGUUCGUGAUUCCUAACCUCCAGAUCGUGAUUCCUAACCUCCAGUUCGUGAUUCCUAACCUCCAGAUCGUGAUUCCUAACCUCCAGUUCGUGAUUCCUAACCUCCAGAUCGUGAUUCCUAACCUCCAGUUCCUGAUUCCUAACCUCCAGUUCGUGAUUCCUAACCUCCAGAUCGUGAUUCCUAACCGCCAGUUCCUGAUUCCUAACCUCCAGUUCCUGAUUCUUAACCUCCAGUUCAGGGGACAAGAACACAACUCACGAAGCAAAACGCAAUAAAAUUAAAAAUGCAGGUCCUGCUGUUCGUCACCGUUCUCCUUUACCUCAAGGACUUUGGCGCCGCAGAGCCGAAAGCCAAGUGCCCGACGCGGUGCGACGUAAGCACCUGUCCGAGUCCGAGCUGUCCGAGCGGCUACGUCCCGGACCGCUGCAGCUGCUGCCUGGUGUGUGCCCAGGCUGAAGGCGAACCCUGCGGCCGGAAAGACGACCUCCCCUGCGGGGACGGCCUUGAAUGCAAGCACCCGACGGGCAAGCGGCUGUCCAAGGGCUUCUGUCAGUGUAAAAUGGGCCAUAAGGUUUGCGGCAGCGAUGGGAUGACUUACGGCAACGUCUGCCAGCUGAAGGCAACCAGCAGGAAGGCCCUGCAGCAGGGGCUCCCCGACAUCAGCCAGCUCCACAAAGGACCGUGUGAAGCCAGCGUAGGUCCUUCCCUUCCUGCGAGUCCCCGUUACAAGUUUAACUUCAUUGCCGAUGUAGUGGAGAAGAUAGCCCCUGCUGUGGUUCACAUUGAACUCUUCCUCAGGAACCCCUUGUUUGGCCGUAACGUCCCCCUGUCCAGUGGGUCUGGCUUCGUGAUCUCGGAGACCGGUCUCAUAGUGACCAAUGCCCAUGUUGUCACCAGCACCACACAAGUCUCGGGUCAUCAGCAGCUGAAGGUCCAGAUGCAUAACGGGGAUGUGUACGAGGCCAGCAUCAAGGACAUUGACAAAAAAUCGGACAUUGCUACCAUCAAAAUCAACCCCCUGAGCAAGCUGCCGGUGCUGCUGCUGGGCCACAGUGCGGACCUGAGGCCGGGGGAGUUCGUGGUGGCCAUCGGCAGCCCCUUCGCCCUGCAGAACACCGUCACCACCGGGAUCGUGAGCACCGCCCAGAGGGACGGGAAGGAGCUGGGCAUCAGGGACUCUGACAUGGACUACAUCCAGACGGACGCAAUUAUCAAUUAUGGAAAUUCAGGAGGACCUCUUGUCAACUUGGAUGGAGAGGUGAUAGGGAUCAACACCCUGAAGGUAGCAGCAGGAAUUUCCUUUGCCAUCCCCUCCGACAGGAUCACCCGUUUCCUCAACGAGUCCCUGGACAAGCAUGUCAAAGAUGUGAGAUCGAUAAAGAAGCGUUUCAUUGGAAUAAGGAUGCUCACCAUCACGCCUGUGCUCACUGAGGAGCUAAAACAGCAGAACCCAGACUUCCCUGACGUUCCCAGUGGCAUCUAUGUCCACGAGGUUGUGCCCCACUCACCUGCACAGAAAGGGGGCAUCAGGGAUGGUGAUAUCAUUGUGAAGUUAAAUGGGCAUCCGCUGAUGUCCACCGCCGACCUCCAGGGGGCGCUGCUGGAGGAGACAGCCCUGCUGCUGGAGGUCAGGAGGGGCAACGACGACCUGCUCUUCAACAUCGAGCCUGAUGUCAUCAUGCAGUAGACAAGCUCACACUUGAGUUAUCACACAUCACAUUAAUGGAGAAGCACAAUAUUGAACCUGGUGUCACGGAACAGCACCUUCUUUGAUUAAAGGAAAAAAAAAAAGUUAAAAUCCUCAACCAGGCAGAUGGUAGCUGUAUUUUUUUAAUUCUUAUUUUUAUAAAUCUUGCAGAUUAAUUGACCAAAGGUACAGCGGAUUACUUUUUGUUCUUCAAAGCAAGUAAUAAUAAACGGAUGAAGGGAGCGAGCCGCAGUAGUCCUGAUGGACAGGGGUGCUCACGCUCGAUGGACAGGUGUGGUCACAGGGCAGCAGAAAGCCGGAGGAGGUGGAGAGGCAUCAAACACACUGUUGUGCAACAUCUGCAUCAAAUAGUCUAUGGACAAUAUGCGACCCGAGACACAGCAUAGCGAACAGAAACCUGUCCACCACAGCCACAUGGGAGUAUACUACUCUGUCGUCACUAGUGCAGCCAAAGGACCACCGCCAGUCUCUGGGAUUAACCAGUAGGCCCCAGUCAAUCAUGGAUUAAGUGGAUGAAUCAUCACAACUCCGUCACACAGCAACUAAAUUGAACUACGAACUUUUGAGGUACUUUCUGGGUCACGGUCUUUGCUCCAAGGACAGUGUGAAUACGACGUACAAUAUGAGACAUCAGAAGUGUUGUCGUCUUGUAACUGUUCACUGUCUCACUUUGUGGCAGAUGUGUUGACAAGACCCUGUCGCUUCUCGUUGAAGUUAAUUACCGGCUAGAAAUGUUUGACAUACUGAAGGUUUCUCCCCAAGAUAGACAUGUUCAAAUCCAUACUGUCAUGUUAUUUCAAAUUUAUGGAGGCCAAAAAUAACCUUCCACUUGCUGUAAGUUGUUGUGUUAUUAGCAAAUGUGAAAAUGUACUUGUUGUUUUGGUUCGUUGAAGUGAUGUGUUUGGUUAAAGAGCAACUGUGAGCAGAUGUUGUGAAGCUGCUGGACUUUGUGUUUCUGUACUGUACCGUCUUGUGCUUCUUAGUAUGACUGGACUCGUGCCUUGGUUGGAGACCACCCAUCAAUCAAAUGUUUGUAAGUGAAGAACCACCAAGCAAUCAUAAUGUAAUGUAAGCAUUUUCAGCUAUUUUCCUUGGAGACUUUGUGACUUUUCUUACCAAAUAAACUCUGUAGAUUUGUUACGCUGUUUAAAAACAGGCUUGAAUUCCUCAAAAGGUUAGCCAGUCGCAUCUCUGAUUUCAUCCUGUCCACAUUUCCUGUUAAAUCUGGGUCACAGCUCGUGACUCAUGGCACGAUGUGGAGCUGCGAAACUUGACUGUGAGGAAACGAGGCCUUGCUCCCAGCAGCCAGCCCUAAACAUUCCACAAUGGCCAUAAGUCUUCCAUGCAGGAAUGCAGUGGAAAAUACAGGUGGGGGUUGGAAGUCCUGGAAGACAAAGAGGUCCAUUCUGAAGACAUGCAGAAGGAGUCAGAACAGCAGCAACACUGACUCGGGUUCUGCAGAGCUCUGCUGCCGCGUCUGGCUUCAAUCCAAUGAGCAUGUGUAAAAAGCCGACAUGGAAACUCUCAGUAGCCUGCUAUUGAAUCCAAAUUCAUUUCGGCCAUUGUCUGGCAUGAACUGGACCACAGACUGCAGCGGUCCUCCUCCCAUCCACCACAGCUUUAGAUGAUCAUCAGUGGCAGCAGCCAUCACGUUGAGUUAUGCUACUCCACUUUUCUUCACAAGAGUCAAUGGGUUGAAAUAA
Molecule: messenger RNA, 3833 nt
Organism: Lampris incognitus (smalleye Pacific opah)
Lineage: Eukaryota; Metazoa; Chordata; Actinopteri; Lampriformes; Lampridae
Gene: htra3b
Product: HtrA serine peptidase 3b
Exons: 10
Coding region: 706-2109 (467 amino acids)
Biological process (GO): proteolysis
Cellular component (GO): extracellular region
Molecular function (GO): serine-type endopeptidase activity; protein binding
Source: RefSeq, a predicted model, not a curated record